Molecule: messenger RNA, 3951 nt
Organism: Cladocopium goreaui
Lineage: Eukaryota; Dinophyceae; Suessiales; Symbiodiniaceae
Source: the annotation of a GenBank genome assembly
AUGUUGGACCGCACGGUCUAUGAUGCAGAUAAGACCCCUGACCUGCCAUUGCGGCAAGUGCUCGGGCGACAGCGGGUGGCACCUGAUCUGUGUAAGUUAGCGGCCAAUGCUGGACUGCUCACAGUGGAGACCUUUGCUAUGCUCGGAGACGACAUUGCCUCGGUCAAGGCGACUCUCAAGAGCUUGGUUCCGGAUGUCACCUCCUUUGGCACAGAUGGUCCCGCUCAGGAAUUGGCAUUGACCUCCUUGGCUGCAGUGUGGAAGACGUGCAGUACCAUGCAAGAUCAUUUUGCCGCUCGGCCGGCCAAGAUGGAAGAGGAUCCGUCAAAAGUGCCGGAGAUCCCUGGAGAAGACCAUGCCGAGUUCCGCGAGACCUUCGUCAAUCGCCACCCUGACGUUCUUUUGCCCCUCCAUCGGGAGCCACACCGCAAGUUCGUCGAGCGCGUCCAGCGAGACUACCUGGUGCAUGGUUUUGUUCAUUUUUACGAGGUGGGGGAGAUCCGCACCCGGAAUGAGCAGAUCGCCCAGAAGUCUGGCCUUUCCAAAAAUGCUGAAGACCUGCUGCGAGUGGUCAUGAUCGACCAACCAGCCGCGGCCAGUUCAGAGUCUCAGGUCAUGGACAAGCUCCACGCCUUCUUCAUCACGCUCGAGUACCUGAACAUUUGCGAGUUCACAGUCCAGGCGGGCCCUUUGAAGUACCUGGCUCAGCUCGAGGAGUGGCGGCAUGAGAAUCGCGGCCUUGCCCUUUUACUGGCAGUAGAUGCUUUGAUUCGCAAGAAGGUUCACCGGGUGAGCUCUGAUCAGCGAAAGCAGUUCACUACGUUCUCAGCGGCGCUCCUGGAGGUGCUCACCAACCACAAGCAAUUGUGGAACGAUGCUCGUUCCAGUGCCGAGCUCGACAAGUUCAAGCAGGCAACUUUGACACCAGCUCCGGUGACACCCAAGAAGCGACCUCGCUCAGGCUCACCUGAGCCCCCUGCCUCCACCGCCAAGGCCAAGAAGAACAAAGCCCGCAGAGCUCAUCAGAAGAACCAGCUCCAGAAAGCCAAGGCCGUGCUCGCUGGGACCACUCCUCCGGCGAAGGACGGGGCUCGCAAGCCUGCUCGUGAUGACCGGGAUGGUCUCUCGCCGCCUCCUGGGGAUUGGUCAGGUGAGGCUGGCACCGCGAAUGAUGGUCCGGCUGCCUUGGCGGCCGAUCGGACAGCGUUGCUGGGAGGGCAGCUCCAUUGGCCAGACUGGGAUCAGGUUUUGUCUGAUCGGAAGGUCUUGGGCCGCUCGGGGCCUUUCUUCCUGGAGCUGUUCGCAGGUGAAGCGGGGAUCUCCGAUGCAGUGUUUGCGGCAGGAGUUCCUGUUCUACCUCCUGUUGAUGUGGUGCCUUCGGCUCGGGUGACAACCCCGCGCGACUUGCUCGAUGCCCUCUUUUGGCAGAAGAUUUUGGAAGUGAUCACCUUAGGUUUGGUUUUCUUUUUGCAUUGCGGCACGCCGUGCAACACUUUUACGGCUGCUCGUAAGCUUGAUGGCGGCCCACCCCCGCUACGCUCUGCAGAUGCGCCGCUCGGCCUGCCGAAUUUGUCCGAGGCUGAUCGCAUGCUCGUUUUUCUGGGAAACUUAUUUUUGGAGCGCACGGUGGAGGCCUGCUACCUGGUUUUCAGUUUGGGAGGUGACUUCAUGAUCGAGAACCCUCUGCUCAGUUUGUUAUGGGAAACAGAGCUCCUUCGUCAGCUCGUGCGCCAAACUAGGGCAUUCGCUUUGGAUUGUGAUCAGUGCGCUUUUGGUACACCCUGGAUGAAGCCUACCCGCUUUGUGUGCUCUACGCAGCUGCUGGACGUUCUGUGCAUUCGGUGCCCUGGCACCCACAAACACGAGAAGCUCAAGGGCAAGGUGUGGGAUCCAGUGCAGCAGCGACUGGUGUUCAAGACCAAGCAAGCUCAGGUGUAUCCUUUCGUGCUCUGCGCUAGUGUCGCGGCACAGGUGUGCCACAUCUUUUUGCAGGAUUUUGUGCACUUGCAGCCGUCGUUUGGGCUCACUACCCCGAGCGGGGACCGCAAGCGUGCACUUGGUUCUGGCAAGCCGUGGGUUCGGCACCGGCAGGCCACGACGGCACAGAAAGCUCUUCAAGCGGGCUAUCAGCUGAAACGUGGCGCUUGCAAGCCUUUGCUGGAAGUGGAAAUGGAGCCUGGCGAGGCGAUCGCUUUUGCUCUUCGCCAAGUUCAUCCUUUUAGCCGUGCUGCGACUUUGCCCCUGCCGCUGCAGGCGGCCAUCCAGCAGGUGACAGCCGAUCCGGCGCAAGUGGUUUUGUGGCGCGAGCGUGCUCUUUGUUUUUGGCAUGCUCGUGCUCUGGCAUUGUUGCCCAAGUCCAUCGAGCUCAUCAUGGCCCAACCUGACGCGGCUCUUCGCCGUCUGUUGUUGGGCGCUGCUCAUCCUGAACAAGCUCGGUUGGGAGAAGUGUGUCAUGUUGCCCUCUAUGCAGAGAUGCUCGAGGCCAUUGGCUCGGUGGACACCCAUUUGCCGUCGCUUUUGCUGACCGGCUUCCCAAUCGUCGGGCCUAUUCAGGCCACCGGGCGAUGGCCUGCCUAUGAUAAGCCUCAGAAAGUUCUUCCGGUCCAACAUGCUCUUGACAGGGCCUGGGAGAUCCGGGCAAAGAUUGUUCAGCGUGUGAGAGGUGUUCCAGUCACAGAAAAUUUACAGAAGCUCUGGGACGCGACUUUGGAAGAUGUUGGCGAAGGCUCUUGCCUAGGUCCUUUUGUCUCUGAAGCUGAGGUUACGACGGUGCUCCAGCAGGAUGAUUGGAUCCCCACUCAGCGGUUCGAAGUAGUGCAAAAGAACAAGGUCAGAGGUUGUGAUAGUGCCACAACCAAUUUGAUCAACCAGAUCACCGAGAUCACGGAGAAGUUACAACUGCCUUCAACGGACUCAAAUGUUGCUGCUCUCCGGUCGCUCAUUACUGCUGCUCCGGAGCGUGAUUUGCAAGGCUGGGUGCUCGAUGAGAGAAAAGCAUACAGGCAGAUUGCAGUGAGACCAGAUCAGCGGAAAUUCUCUGUUAUUUGCCUCAAGUCCCCGUGCUCGGGCAAUCCAGAGUUCUUUGUGAUGGUUGGCCACUCUUUUGGGCUCGUGUCUGCAGUCUACAACUAUAACAGGAGAUCGGCGGCGAUCAAUGAGAUCCUAGUCUCCUUGUUCAAACUGGUCGCUUUCAGCUUCUACGAUGACAAGUAUGGCUUUGAGCCUGCAGUUUCGGCUCCCAGUGCUCGGCGUGUUGCAGAGUCCGCACCUACAGUUCUGGGAGUGACCUAUAACUUGACCAAGUUGCAGCUCGAGAUCAAGGAGGAGAGGAAGAAGGAGUUGGUCGAGGAAAUCGACGCCAUUGUUAGCUCUGGCCUGCUCUUGUGGGGAAAGAUCGGGCGUGCGUUCUUGCGACCCAUCUCGGAGCGCCAAUACUGGAAGUUCCCUCCUUCAGCAGAGUUCAACUUGGAUCGCCAGCUCAUGGAAUCGCUGACACAGUGGCGUAAGCUCGUUCUGGCGGGCCCGCCGCGCUCCAUUGAUCUGGCACGCGAGAAGCUGACUGAUGUGGUGAUCUUUACGGAUGGCUUCACACCAGACCCGAGAUCCAGUGAGUCCAGCCCGGACAGGCUUGUGGAUGCUGAUCUGAUUUUGCUCAUUGACUCUGAAGCUGUGGAGGGAGCCUUGAUCAAAGGCUACUCCAGUCGUGAAGACAUGCGAAGCAGCAGGUUGGUCUACUGUCCGCCCGAUUUGGCCUUCCAUGCUCAGAUAAGUGACCGUUCGCCCGUGUGCCAUUUUGGACUCAAAGAAGAGAUCAUCACAGCCCCUGAGGAAUUUUUGACCCUCCCACCCGCCCUGCAGAAUACGCAGGGUGGGUGGAGCUCCAUCGUCCACCCACCGCUUUAUGAUCGUGGUGGGGAUUGGAGUUCACUGAGUGUUUUGCAUUCACCGUAG